AUGGCGGCAACAGGAGGACUGGCCCUGUCGCUCCUGGUCGUGACGGUCCUGCUGGUGUCGGCUGACGCGUUCGGAUAUCGCCGUGACAGCGUGAGCCCGUUCACCUUGCUGGCGGAGCGCGGCUGCCUGCCGGACAACUUCACCGAGCCAGCGGAGGUGACGGCGGCGCUGGCUGCCUGCCGCCCCCAGCGGUCGUCGUUCAGCGGGUUCGGGUUCCGCAGGCGCCGCGGCAGAUACAGGCGGUCACCAUUCGGGUUUUUCAGGCGCCAUCGCAGAAGUGGGGCUGGCACGCUCCUGCAGUGUCUGGCAGAACGGCUCGAAAUCACUAACAGCACCGGCCUGAACGUGCCGGCGCUGGAGACACUGAUCGACUCGCUCUCGUCCAACACCACGUGGACGGACCAGCAGAAGGCGAACGUGAAUGCCUGCGUGAGCGCGAUGGACGCCAGCCUAAGCGCGCCGCAGCAGGGCGUCUACAUCCUCGCCUGCCUGAAGAAGCGGGCGCUGCUCGACUGCACCGCCGCCUCCAGCGGCACGGCCUGCCUGCGGGUCAGCUCGCUGAUCAGCCACUGCAGCGCCAGCGCGCGCUCACUCGUCUCCAGGACCACCUGGUGGACCUGCAAAAUGGGGUCUCUCUCGUCGAUCACGCUGGCUGGCCUCAAUGCGCUCGGCCAGCGCCUGCUGGGCUCCUCGGGGGAGACGUGCACCCUCGCAGACGACGCCUUCAGCGACGUCAUCAACUGCACGCUGCAGGCGAGCGGUCUGGCCAGCGGCGACGACGUCAACACCACUGCCGUCCGCCUCGCGAUCGAGGACAGCGGCGACGCGCAAUCCGACAAGGACAUGCGACUCGCCCUGCUGGACGCCUGUGUGGAGCGCGGCGCCGAGACGGUCGCCGAGUUCAUCGACUGCUGGGGCGAACUGGCGCCGUACUCGUGCGCCAACGAUGACGCUAACCAGCUGGCGCUGUCCUGGCAACCCUCGGCCCCUAGAAACAACAGACGCUUCGGAUCCCGCAGACGCUUCAGCCGCAGGCGGUGGGGCCGCCGUUAGCGGAGGACAGGACGAGAAGGCAGGCCCUGAGGAGUCGCUGCCCCACGAUGACGUCCUCCACUUCGACAUAGCUUCCCAGCUUCACGUUGUUUGGCCUCCAUUUCAAGGCAUCCGGACCAGCGGCAACGUCACGGCUUGUGGGACAUUUUCACCCAAUAAUUGCUCCAUGUUUCGUUUCCCUUGUUAGAAACCAUUCACAUAGUUUUCUGCCCGACGGCGCCAUGGCCGGCGCCCAGCACCACUGAGAAGCUCUGUCAACAAUUUGGUUCGCUCUGGAUAAAUACACAGAUCACCAUCUCA
Molecule: messenger RNA, 1353 nt
Organism: Pollicipes pollicipes
Lineage: Eukaryota; Metazoa; Arthropoda; Thecostraca; Pollicipedomorpha; Pollicipedidae
Exons: 3
Coding region: 1-1053 (350 amino acids)
Source: RefSeq, a predicted model, not a curated record